UCGGGCGAACUCCCGACAAGUGCGCCACAACGACGGGGUACCGGGGCGCGGGAGUGCGGGCUUGGCCGGAUUAGUGGGGCCGAGGCCCGUCCCGGAGUCCCGGUGGGGGUGGAGUAACUCCGCUUGGCUCCGGUCGGGGAUUGUGCUUGUCGUCCGAUGAUUACAUGUCUAUCGUUGGUGAGAAUGAAUCGCAUAAAUGGGCUUAUAGCAUCAGCAGUGUCUCGCGCCUCAGCUUCGAACUCCAACAACAGUCCAGAUGCACGUCAACUUGGGUUGGGCACGGUCUGCCCGCCUCUGCGAAGUAUAGUCGCUUUCAUGCUCUGAUUUAUGCUUAAGUGCUCAACUUGGUUCCCUCUGGUGGCCGGGACUGUUACUUGGUAUUUGCAACGCCG
This is a messenger RNA of Neurospora tetrasperma FGSC 2508, 392 nucleotides long. RefSeq lists its product as uncharacterized. The transcript is spliced from 2 exons. The coding region runs from base 165 to 335 and encodes 56 amino acids. Lineage: Eukaryota; Fungi; Ascomycota; Sordariomycetes; Sordariales; Sordariaceae. The record is from RefSeq and is a predicted model, not a curated record.